Molecule: messenger RNA, 1408 nt
Organism: Drosophila nasuta
Lineage: Eukaryota; Metazoa; Arthropoda; Insecta; Diptera; Drosophilidae
Product: angiopoietin-related protein 2-like
Exons: 3
Coding region: 43-864 (273 amino acids)
Source: RefSeq, a predicted model, not a curated record
AAUUAGCUCAGUCUUGUAGCAAUUUCAUUAACUAUCACAAAAAUGUUGCCAAGUUUAAAAUAUUUUAUAUUUCUUAUAAAUAUAUCUGCAGUUCUUUGCAAUGUUACCUCGGAGGUAGAGUUCAAUGCAACUAAUGAAAUUCUUGCAAUUAAAUCGCAGUUAGCCGACUUAAAAGCGGAGCAAGAUCGUCUGCGAUUGUUUCAGUCUUAUGUCGGCUUGCAUUAUGUGAGUAGUUGUGCUGAGGCAACAGCUAAUUCGCAAUCGAGUGGAAUCUACGACAUUUACGUUCCCAACUACAUUCAAAACCCAUUUAAAGUGGCCUGUGAUGCCGAGACUCAGGAUGGAGGUUGGACUACAAUUUUGAAUAGAGCCGAUGGAAGUGUGGACUUUUAUCGCAAUUGGACUUACUACAAAAACGGAUUUGGGAAUCUAGAUGGCGAAUUCUUUUUGGGAUUGGACAAAAUACACGCAUUAACUGCAGAAUACAGCCAAGAGUUGCUUGUGAUACUCGAAGACCAUCUAGGAACUGAAGUAUAUGAAAAGUAUGAGAAAUUCGCAAUUGGCGACGAAAGUGAAGACUAUGUCUUGCACACGCUUGGAGCAGCCAGCGGAACUGCAGGCGAUUCGCUCAGAGAGAACUAUCGCCAGAAAUUUUCAACAUAUGAUCGGGAUAAUGAUGCUUGGUCCGGUGGAAGCUGCGCCACAGGACAACAAGGCGCCUGGUGGUACAACUCGUGUACUUCAGCCAACUUGGCUGGCACUUACAACGGGAAACUUGACCAAGGCAUUUUCUGGACCGAAUUUCGUACUUAUAUUUCCCUUGAAAAAGCCACUAUGAUGAUACGUCCAAGAAAGACAACCUAGAUUGUACUAUUUGGCAUUCGGCAUUUGUCUGUUGUAGUAAAAUAGGACAGGAAUUCAAUACUAGAAAUAAUACUGCAAAAAUAUACCAACAAAUAAUACAAUAAUACCAUAAGCUAUAAUUGGUAUAAUAAAUACAUAAUAUACCAGAUAGACAACCAACAAUUCAAAUAGAUUCUAGUUUUCUGGUUAAUAGAAAUAGGCGGACAGACAGAAAAGAAUGUCAAAUGAAUAUACCAAAACAUAAUGCAAUAUACCGAAAGCUAUAUUUGGUAUAAUAUGUACAAAAUAUACCAGAUUGUGUUGUAUAAUAGAAUAUAAACAGGCAUUCAAUACUGACAAAAAAAAAGUCUCAAAUUAAUACGAAGAAUAAAAAGAAUACAACAUACUGAAAGCUAUAUUUGGUAUAUUAAGUGCAGAAUAUACCAGAUCGUGUAAGCCAGCAGCCUUAUACUAUAAUGAAUUCUUAAAUAACUUGGUUACAUAAAGAAACUAUAAUAAAUAUUGGAUAAAUCAUUUGGCAUAUUGCUGACUACCAUUCCAAUUG